UUCUAAUUUACAAAACUUUGAUGGUUAUCUUGUAGAUUAUGCAACAUAUCUUUCUUGAUAUUCCAAGUCUUGGUUUCUUCACAACCUAUGCUUUUUUGUUUCUCGCAUGGGCAAACAUUUACUAUCAGGUAAUUAAAUUCUGAGUAAUCUUAUUAUUCUUUUUCCUUCUUUGGUUCUGAUAUUUACUCCACAUUCUAUGACUGGAUAGGCGCGUUCGAUAUCCACCGAUGGACUAAAUUUUAGCUUCUUCACAAUUACUGGAAUUGUAUAUAUAGUCCAGAUAUCUCUUUGGUUGCUUUGGAUGUGCAAGCCUGUUGGAGUUAUGCUAAUCCUAUCUAAGAUGUUCUUAGCAGGUGUUUCAUUGUUCGUCGCCCUUGGAUUUUUACUUCACGGUGGCAGGCUUUUCCUAAUGAUUCAUCGGUUUCCAAUAGAAACUAAAGGGCGUCGCAAGAAGUUGCAAGAGAUUGGUUAUGUGACAACAAUAUGCUUUACGGGUUUCCUCAUCCGAGGUAUCAUGAUGUGCUUUGCUACUUUCUAUGAGGGAGCAAACCUUGAUGUGAUGGAUCAUCCAAUCCUUAAUCUCAUAUAUUACUUGUUGGUCGAGAUAAUACCGUUUUCUCUGGUCAUGUUUAUCUUGAGAAAGCUCCCACCAAAACGAGACAUCACACCAAAAGAUGUACACGAAAGUUAAUGAUCAGACCAUUAUUAAUCCCAAAAAUUCUCCGAAGAAUCUCAAGCUUUCUAUUUCAUUUCAAUGUUUGUUUCUAUAUAUCUAAGAUUUUGAUCUUGAUGGCCUUUCUCCAUUUACUUUUGAAUAAUAAAUCUGUUUAACACAAGUUUCAAAAUGCGUUUAAUGGGGGAUGGGGUUCGGAUUAAAGUUUUAAAUCAUGUCUUUUUAAACCAAAUAUGAUACUAAUUUAAAUAUUGCUACCCCAAAUAAUCUCUUGUUUGUGUUAAGGGUCGGGUCUAGGAUCCAAGACAAGAACAAUAAAAGCCUAUAUAAAUUUUGUUGUUUUAUAGAAUUGUUGAGUCAUGUAUUGUAGGUGAUGUAUGAUAUCUUGGAGCAGCUUGAUUGGGCGUCUCUCUCCUAGUGACUCCUCAUGCUCUAAAUGGUAAGAAACCAAAACAAUUCAGCCGAAUUCAACUAGAUUCAGCAAUUCCGCAAACAUCAUUUGCAUAAAAUUAAUUCAGCUGAAUUCAGUCAGAUUCAAUAAUAUUUUCAACAUCAGUUCACAUAGGUUUAUGUUCACUUCGGGUAAAAAACUCCAAUAAUAAUAAAUACACAACUCGACUUAAAAUAUUUUAGAUAUCAAAAAUUACACCUCAAAUUUAUAUUUUAAAAUAAAUUAGAUAAUAUGGAUACGAUUUAUGAAAAUUCAGAUACA
Messenger RNA from Arabidopsis lyrata subsp. lyrata, 1385 nucleotides. Its product is annotated as tobamovirus multiplication protein 3-like. The transcript has 7 exons. The record is from RefSeq and is a predicted model, not a curated record. NCBI's taxonomy places the organism in Eukaryota, Viridiplantae, Streptophyta, Magnoliopsida, Brassicales, Brassicaceae. The coding region runs from base 302 to 691 and encodes 129 amino acids.